Messenger RNA from Camelina sativa (false flax), 1529 nucleotides. The record is from RefSeq and is a predicted model, not a curated record. Lineage: Eukaryota; Viridiplantae; Streptophyta; Magnoliopsida; Brassicales; Brassicaceae.
GUUGUGAUUUUGGUUUGGGAUUUUGAUGCAUUGCAAUAGCUGGACGGAUCGGGAUUGACCCACUUCAGGUUUUCAUCUCAAGAUUGGAAAUUUUCAACUUUGGCAUUGGAUUUAAGCUAUACUGUAGUUGGAGCCUGAGCGAAGCCUGAAGCUAGAUAGCUGGCUGGCCUCCUAUGAUAGUAAUGGUCUCGUCAGUGUCCUUGUAACUUUAGAUCUAUUUACUGGAAAGUCCUUGUGUUCUAGUCAAAGGUAUGAAUCCAAUGCAAGGGCCACGGAGUACUGGUGGUUCAUCUACUGAAGUGAACCAGGCAGAUGGUGAAUCGAUUUACUGCACAGAGAGCAAUUUGAAUAACAUUCUGAAUCCAUCAGACACUGGAUUUCCAAACAAUAGUAUUCCUUCAGGACGACCAACUUACGCAAGUUCGAGUUCUCAUGCUGCUCAAGAACAUAAUUGGUGGAGGUUGGGGGAAUCCAGUUCCAUAUCUGGGCAUUCUGAUCAGGUCAAUUCAAUUGGAAUGAAGACAAAUCACCAGCUGCCUCAAGAUGCUUCUCAUCACUUUGUUGGCUAUGGGUCUGAGGGAAGGCAAUUAGGUUUGAAUGGUAUGAUGGUACAUGGAGGGGUUCAUGCUGGCAGUCACAUCAGAAGUGGGCCUUCUUUCUUGCGCGGUUCAAGCUCUACUCCUAUGACACAGCAUGUAGAUAUGAGUAUGGACAUGGAUAGCGAUAAUAGUAUUGCGCAGACUUCCGGGGUAGUUAACCGUCAUAAUAGCUAUGGGAGUUCAUUAGGAAGCUCAAUUCAGGCUGCUGGGGAGAGUAGCAGUGGUCCUACUUCUUCAUUUGGUGGUUGGGGUUCAUCCUGCAAAAGAAAAGCUCUUGAAGGAUCCCCUAGUCAUUCUUUUUCUGGUGAAACUCCUAACCGCAUUGUUCAGACUGAAAAUAGUGCUUCGCAUAGAGGUCUUGCUCAAUAUGGUGCUUCAAGUAGCUUAAGUUUGGCUACACCCUCCUCACAAAGUUCUCCAAAUGUUACUAAUCAUUUUGGCCGGACAGAACAUAUGUUUGGAUCUGGUGGUGAAAGAGCAGUUGCAGCCAGUGCUUUUCGUUCUACAAGAAACACUGACACCUUAUCUAGAGCUGGUAGACGAUCAAAUCCCAGGCAGCCUCAGGAGUCCAUAGCAUUCAGCAUAUCACAUGCUGGAACUUCUGUGCCUCCCACUGGUUCUUUGCAACAGAAUUUACCAUUAAACGCUCCUUUUGUAGAUCCUAUAGAUGUGAGAUCAACACCAAUUACUAGUGGAAGCACUGGUGAGAAUCAGACAAAUAUAGUCCACCUCCCUGCUUUGACCAGAAAUAUACACCAAUUUGCUUGGGAUGCUUCUUUCAGUUCCAGAGCAAGCAGUUCCUCGGGUAUAGGGAUGCCUGCAGAGCGAGUAGGACCACAGUGGGAAACAUCGAGAAGCAACCCAGAGCAGCCCUUGUUUGCACCUGCAACUGACAUGAGACAUCCAGAGCAUGAUCUUUGGAGUUUCACA